Molecule: messenger RNA, 2049 nt
Organism: Parus major (Great Tit)
Lineage: Eukaryota; Metazoa; Chordata; Aves; Passeriformes; Paridae
Gene: HPD
Product: 4-hydroxyphenylpyruvate dioxygenase
Exons: 14
Coding region: 100-1281 (393 amino acids)
Biological process (GO): L-tyrosine catabolic process
Cellular component (GO): Golgi membrane; endoplasmic reticulum membrane
Molecular function (GO): 4-hydroxyphenylpyruvate dioxygenase activity
Source: RefSeq, a predicted model, not a curated record
GAGAAGGUGGGGCCGAGGAGGAGCCUCCCCGUCCCGCCGUUAAAUUGAAAGCCCUCCCGUUCUCGCGCUCUGUUCCUGUCACAUCUCCAGGUCACAGAAAUGACGUCCUACACAGACAAGGGAGAAAAGCCCCAACGAGGCCGCUUCAUCCAUUUCCACUCCAUCACCUUCUGGGUCGGCAAUGCCAAGCAGGCUGCAUCCUACUACUGCAACAAGCUGGGGUUCGAGGAGCUGGCGUACCGGGGGCUGGAGACUGGCAGCAGGGAGGUGGUGUCACAUGUCGUCAAGCAGGACAAGAUCGUGUUUGUCUUCUCAUCCGCUCUGAACCCAGGGAAUGAGGAGAUGGGGGAGCACCUGGUGAAGCAUGGUGAUGGGGUGAAGGACGUCGCCUUCGAAGUGGAGGACUGUGACUUCAUUGUGCAGAAAGCCAAGGAACGCGGUGCUGUGGUGGUGAAGGAGCCAUGGGUGGAGCAGGACAAAUUUGGGAAGGUGAAGUUUGCAGUGAUCCAGACGUAUGGUGACACCACCCACACCUUGAUAGAAAAGCUCAACUACAAGGGCCUGUUCCUCCCCGGGUACCAGCCUCCCCUCUUCAAGGACCCCCUGCUGCCCAAGCUACCAAGCGCCAAGCUCAGCUUUGUUGAUCACGUCGUGGGGAACCAGCCUGACCUCCAGAUGGUGCCAGUGGCAGACUGGUACCAGAAGAACCUGCUCUUCCACCGCUUCUGGUCAGUGGAUGACAAGCAGCUGCACACCGAGUUCAGUGCCCUGCGCUCCAUCGUGGUCACCAACUACGAGGAGACCAUUAAAAUGCCCAUCAAUGAGCCAGCACCUGGCAAGAAAAAAUCUCAGAUUCAGGAAUAUAUUGAUUACUACGGAGGGGCCGGAGUCCAGCACAUCGCACUGAACACCCCCGACAUCAUCACAGCAAUCACCAACCUGAAGCAGCGGGGCAUGCAGUUCAUGGAUGUGCCCUCCAGCUACUACCAGGUGCUGCGGGAGAGGCUCAAAACUGCCAAAAUCAAAGUGAAGGAGAACAUUGACAAGCUGGCGGAACUGAAAAUCCUGGUGGAUUUUGAUGAAAAAGGCUAUUUGCUCCAGAUCUUCACCAAACCAGUUCAAGACAGACCCACGGUCUUUCUGGAGGUGAUCCAGAGGCACAACCACCAGGGCUUCGGCGCCGGGAACUUCAAGUCUCUGUUUGAAGCCAUAGAAAUGGAUCAGGAUGCCAGAGGAAACCUGACUGUGCUGGAGCCCAACGGGGAGACCAAGAUGAUGUAGAGGAUGGCAGGAAGUGCUGCCCUCAUCCCUAAGGAAUGAGGGACUGGGAAACACCCGAUGUCCUGAUAAAUAGCCCAGACUUGAGAGCCACAAAUCCAGGGAAGCCACUGCCAAACUGGACAAUGUAAAAGGACCCAACACCUCUCCCAACCCCACCCCAGCACUGCCCUUCGGUGACUUCCUGGGAGACAGGGCGUGGGAAAUAGCAAACGCUCUCAAAAAGCAGCUUAAUCUGAUCCAAACCAUGGAAUUCUUAACAAAGGGCAGAUUUAAGGCAUGUGCCAAAGACACGCAGCUACAGAGGAAGACAGAAGAAACAACUGGGAGUGCUCAAAUUUAGUCUAUCCCAAGUUUUAAUUUUAGCUACAUGGGAAGCUGCGAAAGCACGGAGGCGUUUGCCUCUCUGUGCAUCUCCUUUUGUAAGAUUUUGGUUUAAUUGCUUUUAGAGUCAAUCUUGAAUUUGAAUUUGCUGAAAAUAAACAUGGUUUUAGGGUAGCUCCAACACUCUGGAAUGAGAAUUAAUUGUAUUUACAUAUUUCAGCCUUCCCAAGGCAACACAGCCUUGCUCUAAUACCUGUAAAUUCCUGCAUUAAUGAUGGGUUGGGGUUUCUCCUGUGUUCCAAGCAGUAAUUGCCGGCAUUGGCAGUGAUUCCUUGGCUCAGAUCCUGGCUGCAUGUGCAAAGUCCCCUCUGGGUGUUGCUCUGGUGUUGUCACUGUCCUUUGCAUGGUGAAUUCCUCCCCAAUGCAAUAAAUCCCUUUUCUGACACA